AAGCCAAAUAUCUUAGAAGAGAGUGACUCGAUGAAAAUAAUCAAAGGGAAGAGUAAGUUGAUGGAUAAAAUCGAAGGGAAAGAGGUGGAGGAGAUCAAUGUAAAUGACGACAAAGUAGAGUUGGACAUCUUUAAGGAGAGAGCCUUAAUAAAAAUGACUAAGGAAAAAGAGGUUGUCUGUGAAUCGACGUCAGUUUUGCCAAUGGGAAUGAAGUUGAUUCUCAUAUACGUUGAGAAGAUAAUGGAGAAAGAUUCUAGUAUCACUAUUCCACUACCUAUUGGCAUUUUUGGUAUUAGUCGAAAGACUUCUGUUCUCCGAGAGGACAUCAUUGAUCUUUGUAACAUGAAUGAGGUCAAAACAUUUACAUUGGUGGCCUAUAUGACGUACUUGUAUUCAUCUGUUCUUGGUUCGAAGGAAACUAUACAGUAUGUCUUUGUAGAUCCAUCCCUCACCUCUGUCGGACACUCACAAGAAUCUCGAGUUCGACACUUAUGCAGUAGAUUGAUGGUCUCAAAGAUUAACGAAAUAGUUCUUGCUCCUUUUAAUCCUGGGGGUCAUUGGACACUACUGGCCAUAAAUGCAUAUGAUGAUAUAGUAUUUUACCUCGACUCACUAAGGACAACAUCGAAGUCAACUAUAAGAUACGUCACCGACAUGUAACUUAAUCUAGUAUUUCAUUUAGUGUUGAUUCUUAUAUGCAUGUACACAAUAUUUAAACUAUUUGUUCAAUCUUAUCUUGUCAAAACAGAGCAAUAGCGAUGUUUCAGUCACAAAAGAACAUUAAAAAAGUAGAAAACAAACUUUAUGGUUAACAGUAAAGUGUCCACUGCAAGUCGGAAGUAUUGAGUGUGGAUACUAUGUGAUGAGGUAUAUGAGAGAAAUUGUGACUAGGGGAAGCAUUGUCAUAUCCGAUGCGAUCAUACUCACAGGCAGAACUACACGAGGUGUGAGUUGAGUUAGCUGACUUUUUGGGUUCUUACAUAUGAUUAUGACCAAUAUUUUGUGAUUCUGAAGUAGGAAAUUUUUUGUUGUGUCGCUUCUUUAUGACCCUAAACUUUAUGUAUAGAAACUUUAGCCGAUAGUUCUUUUGAAUUGUUCAUAUGGAGGAAGGGGGAGGGGGGGGGGGGUUCAUUCGUAUAUAUUUUUUAUUAUUGUUAUAGCUAGCAUGUUUUGUGACUUUUUAAGUUGAUUUGGAUUCAUGGCAAUGUAAUGCCAUAUGAAAUCUAAUGUAAAGCCUAUUUCAUUAUGUAUAUGUAAAGUCUUGGAAUUGAAUAUAUAUGGUGAAUGGUUUUAUU
Molecule: messenger RNA, 1295 nt
Organism: Cucumis sativus (cucumber)
Lineage: Eukaryota; Viridiplantae; Streptophyta; Magnoliopsida; Cucurbitales; Cucurbitaceae
Exons: 6
Coding region: 31-660 (209 amino acids)
Biological process (GO): proteolysis
Molecular function (GO): cysteine-type peptidase activity
Source: RefSeq, a predicted model, not a curated record